AUCAGCCUAUUAUUAUUAAUAAUUAGGGUUAUUGCUUAUUUCUCUCUAUUCAUUUAUUUAGUUUAAAAUUAUUUUCUCCUCAUUAAUUGCAGUGCUACCACACUGCCAAUGAGGACACCUUUAAAACUAAAGCUCAAUCACUAAUGACUAAUGCUCCUUUAUAACAAAUGAAUGGAAUCUACUGACAGUGUCCUUAUUAAAGAGACUAUGCUGUAUCUUUGUCAGCAUUGUUUGUCACUCCAAAAACAAACCUGUGUAUUAAUUCAAUUAUUCAUUUUUGCCGUUGCUGAUCAUGUUAGUUCCAUUAUGUGCUGUAUUUCCAAGGCUAUCUUACACAAUCUUUCCUUACACUAUGUGCCAUGAUAACUGUCAUUGAGCUUAUAAGGACUCUCUACUACACAUCACUCACCAAUGGCUGCUCUUUUGCUGAAGGUCUUUCUUUUUUGUCUCUUUCUCCUCUCACUCUCUCUUGCUGAGAAUGAUCAGCUAUUGGAUAUUGAUGACUGCAUUGAUGGGCAAUAUUCCAACUAUUCCUCACUUUGCUCUACUAACAAUGACUCAUCAUUCCUGUCCAGCAGUGGACUCUCAUUAAACACUGACUGCUUCUCCUGCCACUCGCUGUGUGAGAGCUGCUAUGGACCCCAUUCAAAUCACUGUUACGCCUGUACAGAGUAUUAUGCGCUCCUUGUUCCAGGGCUAGGAGGGAGAGGAGAUCUUGUCUGUGAUCCUAAUGGCUACUUGAGAAACUCUUCCCUCAAUACAUUAAACUGUGUAUCUGAGUGUCCCACUGGAUCAACAGCAGAUAAUGAUACAGCUCAAUGCAUUUGUGAUCGAGGGUAUUUCCAGAAUGGAUCUGUAUGUAGCAACUGUACUAGUUUUUGCAGUGAAUGCGUCAAUGGAACAAGUUCUGGUUGCUUAGUGUGUUCCUAUGCUGUUUAUCAGGGAGUCUGUGUGGGUUCUUGCCCUCAAGGCACUUCCAACAUGAAUGGGGAAUGUCUUCCAGGAAGUUCUAGAUUUUCUUUGAGUGUUUCUGAAAUAAUAGCAAUAGUGGUUGGAGGAAGUGGUGCUUUAAUUUUGAUAAUAGUUGUUAUAAUUUUGAUCAUGCUCUGUUGUAUUUGGAGGAUAAGAAAGAAAAAGAAUGAAUAUUAUCGUUAUCCUAAAAAGGCGUCUGUGGUCAUUUCAGAAUCAUUUAAACAAAUUUCCUUUAAAAGAAGAAAAAAAGAUAAUAUUCUGCAAACUAACGAUUCUUCAGCUUACCUCCACUCAAUGCGUGACAGUUACGAUCCUCACGUAACCAGAACUGCCACCAUUAAUGAAUCUGACAUUGAUACCCCUGGCUCGCUAAGAAGAGGAGGUCCCAACAAAGAGAGUGUUUAUGUCAAAAUGAGUCCAGCGACGUCCCUAGAGGUACUAAACAGGGAAACACCCAGUCAUCAGCACAAGAGAGUCGUGGGUCCUUCUCUAUCGUACCAGCCUCCAAGUAACAGGAGACAGUACGAACCCCCACGGGAUCAGUGGAGGAACUCUGACCCACAGCAGGAAUGCUACGAGGACAUGACCUGGGGCUCUCAAGUUAAUGUUGCUGGAGGGGGAGGAGAAGAUGAUGAACAGGAUAUGUAUGAGGACUUAUCUGGUAAUUACCCGAUUGUUCCACCUAGAGGGGUACUCCCUGCUGUUGCACCUCAUCCUCCUGUCGUGAGAGAUAAGAGAAAAGAAACGCUUGAUAAUCAAUAUGUGAAGAUGACAAAGCAAGGAAGACAAGGGCUCCACAGAUCCAUUGAUAAUGUACUGAUGGCUGAUCAUAGUUAUGUUAACGUCUGUCGAGAUGAUCAGCACAGAUUAAGAGCUAUCACUUCACCACACAUGACAGGGAGAGGAGGAGUAGGAGGAGAAGAAGAUGAACAAGAAGAAUAUGUUGAAGUAAUGCACAGUACCUCGCAAAUGGAGGAAGAGGAUAUCUACGAUAAUUAGAGACAAUUAUUAUUUAAAAUCAUUAUUAUUUUUAUUAUUAUCUUUUGUCUGUCUGUUGGUGUUGUGAGUGUGUAGGAGAUUAUUGCAGUUAUUUUAGUUAUAGUGACCCUUUCCUUAUAAAUAUCACAUGCUGUUUCAGCAUAUUUUCAAUGCUAUUUUUGCAAGA
Messenger RNA from Amphimedon queenslandica, 2137 nucleotides. RefSeq lists its product as uncharacterized. The transcript is spliced from 5 exons. Lineage: Eukaryota; Metazoa; Porifera; Demospongiae; Haplosclerida; Niphatidae. The coding region runs from base 412 to 1971 and encodes 519 amino acids. The record is from RefSeq and is a predicted model, not a curated record.